AUGGGUGACGGCGGGGCGGCGGAGGAGAGCGGGCAGUUUUUAAAAAGGUCAGAGGUGGAGAUUCUUCAAGGAGAUAGAGCAGGUCCUCGCACACAGAACAAGCUCGCCCUCCUUUCCUUCGCCCUCCUCUCCUCCAUCCCACACCCCAUCACAUCAUACCCUUAUCCUCCCACCGCCCUCCUGCCCACAGUGGGUGGAUCUGAGCUGGAGUCCACCCUCCUGCACCUCCAGGCUGCUCUGGAAGAGCCGGGGGACAUCCGGAGUGAAGCCUGGGCCGAGUGGCCUCGAGACAUCCAGCCAGGUGAGGAGAGUGAGGAGGAUGAUGGGUCGUGGGAAGAAGAAGCUCUGCUGCGGGCCCAGAGAGGAGACCUGAUGGCCCAGCCGUUGUCGCCCUUCCCCGAGGGUCACUCUCUGGAGAGCAUGCACUACCAGGAGGGGGGAGAGGGGGAGGACGGGUGGAAGAGGAACGAUGCUCUGACCUCCAUCGCGGGAGGACUCCAAGCUGUCAGCCGUGAGAAGGGAGGGUUUGGUUUCCGCUUUGGGAGGAAAAGAUGGACAGACGGGGAGUGGAUGGAAGGAGGAGAUGGAGAACAGAGGAGGACAAGUGGAACUGACGAGGACGGAGUUUCAACAGGGACGAGAGACGAGAGCGAUGAAAGAAAGAAAGGCUGA
Pelmatolapia mariae (spotted tilapia) is the source of this 672-nucleotide messenger RNA. It is a transcript of the gene qrfp, whose product is annotated as pyroglutamylated RFamide peptide. Gene Ontology annotation, molecular function: orexigenic neuropeptide QRFP receptor binding. The transcript has 2 exons. Bases 1 to 672 code for a protein of 223 amino acids. Lineage: Eukaryota; Metazoa; Chordata; Actinopteri; Cichliformes; Cichlidae. The record is from RefSeq and is a predicted model, not a curated record.